AUGAUGGUGAUAAAACUGAUCUUUAACCAUUUGUUACUGGCUUUUUUGGCUUUGGAGUUGGUGCAAUCGUUCACAACGACCACCAUCCAAUGGCAACCGUCAAUAGUUUCACUUUCUGCAACACCUGAAUAUGAUUCCAAAGAUUAUUUCGUUGAUCCCAACAAUGUGGGAUUGUAUCGUCGAUUUUGCGACCAUGUCCAAGAGAAGCUACAAGAAUCUGGAAUGUUUGAAAGCAUCGAUGAUCUUCCGUCGCAGUUGUCGUUGAAUCAAGCAACACAAAACCGAGGAGGUACAAGCAGCAUGGUGCAAAUCCAGAAUUUUGCCAUGAAACCUACCGGAAGCUUCAAAGACGUUGUCCGAUAUUCCCGUGUUGCGUUGUUGGAAACCAUUGAUUUGUCCAAUUCUAGCAGUGGUGAUGAUGGCACGGUUGUCACACAUACAGAAGGAAUCCAGGUCCUAAACUUCAUCAUUGUGCCUUCUGCCCAAACAGACCUUCCAGUAUUGGGAAUCGAUUUGGUACGAUUGCCAGGAGACAAGAACCUGCUGUUGCUCGAUGCCCAGCCAAUGGUCGACCCCAACCCAUAUCAAGAAAAUUGGAAGGCAUGGUAUGCUGAACAUGUGGGUGGUGAUGCUCCAGUCUUUUCUUGGGGUGGAGACUUCCCACCACCUGUUCAGCAGUAUGUCUCACCAUAUGCUCUUUGGACGCGAUUGCAGCCACCACAAGAAGUAUCAGGCAGUGAAGACAAGUGGGAUCCCACUUCUAUCAUUCAAAAUGAACUUUGGGAUGCUUUCACUUCUCACUUGGAUAUUUACUUGGACCUUUUGAGGCAGCAACAACAACAACAACAACUGCAAACAGAUAGCAGCAAAACGAAUAACCAAGCGGGAUAUUUGGAAUAUAGACGGACUACCGAUCCAGCGAAACCCAUGCUGAAGGCUUUGUAUGGCGAGGAGUGGACGCAACAAGUCCUCGAUGAAGUCUUGUUCCCAACUUGGAUGGAGUAG
Cylindrotheca closterium is the source of this 1005-nucleotide messenger RNA. The record is from the annotation of a GenBank genome assembly. NCBI's taxonomy places the organism in Eukaryota, Bacillariophyta, Bacillariophyceae, Bacillariales, Bacillariaceae.